ACAUUUAAUAGAAUAAAUUCCGAUCAAAAUUCAUAAAUAAUCGAUACGUCUUUAACAAAAUCGAUUAUUUAUCAAUCUGAAACUAUAACAUAGUUUGAAGUUAAUGGUUAACAAGUCACCAAAAAUUGUGAUCUUACUUAGCAAGAAAGGAAUUACAACACCGCGUUGAAGUGACAUCUUCAUUUUGGAAUUUGGAACAACUCAACUUGUAUUUGCUUGCUUAGAAUAUCUAAUUAGUAUAUAAAUAAAUCAUCUUAGACAAAUUUUAUUUGUACCUAACAAAGCAUAACACCUCAUUUAUCUACUUGCCUAAUUUGUGUUCAACUGAUCAAACAAACCACCAAUGGCGGGAACACACCAAGAAGAACAGCCACAACCGCAACCGCAACCACAGCAAGUGGUGACGUCGAUGGAUCAGGAAGAUACAAAGAAGUGGGGGACUCACAUGAUGGGGCCGCCGGCUAAUCCGACAGCCCAUCCAGACAACCAGGAAGCGGCCUUGUGGAGGGCAGAUGAGCACCAGAAACAAUAUUUUCAUGAUCAACCUUACUUGGUAUACUCUCCUUUGGAUAAAGCACCUACUAAUAACCCUCUUGAGCCUGUUAUUCAUGCCUUCAACACUUGGACUCACAAGGCCGAGACUAUUGCUCGUAACAUCUGGUCUAACUUGAAAACAGGACCGUCAGUAUCAGAAGCAGCCUGGGGAAAGAUCAAUCUGACGGCAAAGGCACUCACAGAGGGUGGAUUUGAGCCGAUGUUCAAGCAGAUUUUUGAAACACAACCCGACGAGAAGCUCAAAAAGACCUUUGCCUGUUACCUCUCCACCACCAAAGGACCUGUUGCAGGAACCCUGUACCUGUCUAAUGUCAGGGUUGGCUUCUGCAGUGAUCGUCCGCUUUCUUUCAUUGCUCCUUCCGGCCAAGAGGCUUGGAGCUACUACAAGGUUAUGAUACCACUGGCACAAAUAAGCACGAUCAACCCGACGACUAUUGGAGCGAAUUAUAAUGAAAGAUACAUUCAGAUGACAACAAUAGACAACCAUGAGUUCUGGUUCAUGGGAUUUGUCAAUUUUGACAAGGCAACCCAUCAUCUCUUGGAGACUCUUACUCAAUUUAGGGCAUCUGAUUAUGGUCCCCAUGCCGCUGCAUCGCACUAGCAAGACACUGAUCUAUAUCAUCUUCUUGAUAGUGAAAUGCUGUUGUGCUUUAUGGUACAAGUAUUUUGGGCUCACUCAGUAUGAUUUUAGCAUAUUUAGGAUUCUAAUUUCUGCCUCAUGUUUUGUGUAGACUUUGUAGUUUGUAAUUGUAUGUUUCUUGUUAUUAUUGUAUUGAUGUGAUGUACAUUAUUGUUUAUGCAUAUGAAGUAUGUAAUAUAAGAAUGGGUUUUAUCAAUGUCAUUUUACCUUAAA
Chenopodium quinoa (quinoa) is the source of this 1408-nucleotide messenger RNA. Its product is annotated as GEM-like protein 5. Lineage: Eukaryota; Viridiplantae; Streptophyta; Magnoliopsida; Caryophyllales; Amaranthaceae. Bases 344 to 1156 code for a protein of 270 amino acids. The record is from RefSeq and is a predicted model, not a curated record. The transcript has 3 exons.